AUGCUGGCUCCAUCUUUUCCAUUGGUCAACCACUUUCUAAAGUCAAUAGAAAAAUUACCGCAACAGGUUCAUGCCUAUUCUGCCAAUGCACAGCCUAACGUUGAGUUGACAUCGACUACUACACCUAUUCGAUAUCAGACGCAGACAGAAACUCCUUUUCGUGCAUUCACAUUCACAACUGCCACAACUAAAGCAAGAGCUAAAAUGAGCAAGCUGUCCUUUAGACCUAUCAAAAAUGAGACCUCUGGAGCUGCAGCACAUGUCUCCGUACCAAGUCAUCGCCUUCUCAAUGAUAUUCUUGUCAUUCCAUCCACUCGUCGUCUCUAUAUUCUCGCCAUCAUUCCCAUACAUGAAUCGGCGGAUAGUCAGGUGAAUUUCCCACAGUUCACGUUCAAAGUGAUAGUGUAACC
Messenger RNA from Strongylus vulgaris, 410 nucleotides. The record is from the annotation of a GenBank genome assembly. NCBI's taxonomy places the organism in Eukaryota, Metazoa, Nematoda, Chromadorea, Rhabditida, Strongylidae.